CGGCGGGCGCGGCCUGUCCCGGUCUCUUCGGCGCGACCGGGGCGCAGAGCGGGGGGGAUCUCUCGGGUCUCGAAAUGCCGACUGAGUAUUUCAUGUCAGUAGCAUUGCGGGGAAGGGUGCGGGCCUUCCGCGCCUCUCUCCUCAGAGAUUUGCCCGGGGAGGCACCGCGUGUGUGUCCGCCCGUAUCUGCCCCUGGCACGGUUUUCUAGUGUUGAGCGAUUAACUCUGUGAACGCUUUUUCCCUCUGCAGUAGCGUGUGGAUCACUCUGGAUGUGGAAUAAGAGCUCAGGAGGCAGUUUACCCAUAGGUUUACCUGAAAAAGCCGAGCACAUUUCGGUGAGGGAGGGAGGGCAGCAGCCCCGCGCUGGGCCGGCCCUGCCCUGAUGGCUGGUUGGGUGCAUCCACACCCCCGUGCCUCUCAUUUCCACUGCCUUGGGACACACAUCGCCUGCCUUCCUGAGAUCUUGCCUCUUCGCUGCUGCUAUAAUAAAUAAACUGCAUUAGCUCAGGCUGUGGUUUUCGUAGAUUCACCUUUUUGUUUCGGAAGGACUGAAUGAUUUGCCCGCAAAACACAGUCCCUGUCCCUUGUCCUACACCCAUUUAAUAUGUGGAUAUCUCAGAGAAGUCUGCCUGUAGAAGAAACUCUUAGAACAGUGGAGUAAUGAUGUUGCACACUGGUUCAUUUUGCAAUGUCAUCAGAUUUAUCUUUAUUUGCUUAGUCUACGUUAGGCUAUUUUCAGGAAAGGAAUUCAUGUUUUCUCCUACACCAUGGAGCCUUGCAGUUCUGCCCAGCACUUACAGGCUGGGCUGGAGAGAGAGUUGCUUUCUCACAGGAACAAUAUUAUUGUUGCAUGUAACAAAAUACAUUUUGUGGCCAAAACUGUCAAUUUUUGAGGGAGGGACUGGGAUUUGGAUAUCUGUAGUUAUGACCUCCAAUAAAGAAAAACCUUAGUACUCUGAUUUCUUAUUGUGUAAAGAAUGGCAAGGUAACUAACACCACUUUCUUUUUCUUCACAUUUGUUUCUUUUAAUCUUUUCAAUAACCCCUUGAUGAAGGAAACAAGACUUGUGAUUUACAAAAAGGUUAUUUUUAAAUGUCCUUUUAGCCUGUAAACAAAGGGAUGUCUUGUUCACUGUAGUGUAACCACUGUUGUUGCCUGCUUUUUGCAGUUUGUAACUGAUUCCAGUUCAUAAGGUAUCAAAAAGGCCCAGGUCCCUUUUUCUGUACAAUUGUUUGAUGUGAUGGUUUGGGCUGGAAUGGACCUUUAAAGAUCAUUUAGUUCCAACCCCCCUGCAGUGGGCAGGGAUGCUUUCCACUAGACCAGGUUCUUCUAAGCUCUGUCCCACCUGACCUUGAACAUUUCCAAUGAAAUGUUUCCAUCCACAGCUUCCUUGAGCAACCUCUCCCAGUGUCUCACCAUCCUGAUUGUAGAGAAUUUCUUCCUUUAAUCCAAUCUAAAUCUGCCCUCUUUAAAUUUAAAACCACUCCACAUUGUACCAUCACUACAGAUCCCAGUAAAAGGCCUCUACUCUUCCUCAUAAGCCUUUUUUAAUUACUGAAAGGCUGCAGUAAGGUCUCCCCAGAGCCUGCUCUUCUGCAGGCUGAACAAUCUCAGCUCUCACAGCCUUUCUUCAUAGGAGAGGCGCUCUGGACUUGCUCCAGCAGGUCCACAUCAUUACUCAGUUCCCAGCACUUCAGGGGGAUUCUCACCAGAGCAGACUGGAGGGGCAGAAUCCAGAUCCCCCAGUCUGUGUCUCUUUGCUGAAGAUAAUAAACAGUAUUGGCCCCACUGUGGGCCCUUGAGGGACUCCACUGGUUUGUGCUUGGUGCAUUGAGCUGCAACUGGUUGGAUGUGGCCAUCCAGCCAGUUCCUUAGGCAUUUAGCAGUUCUGCUUCAAGGCCAUAUAUCUCUAUUACUUCAUCUUUUCCUUAUUUUCCAUCUUCUGCCCUCCUUAGGUCAUUGGAGUUUUCAUAGGCCAGUUUAAUUCCAUGGAAUAGGAAAAAAACUUGUUUUUUACUAAGUUUUCUGCUGUUUUGUGAGUUCAUUUAGUUGAUAAAAAGUCUGAUGAGGACAUGAGCUGUCAGGGAAAGUGGGGAGAAGGGAAAUAAAGAGAAAAGUGAUGCCCCUAUUUUGCAGCAGCCAAGUUGUUAGAUCUAUUCAAGGAAGCAUAGCCACAUCAUAAUGAUAAUUAAGUUGCAUCCAUAGCAUAUUUUGCAUAACAUUUUUCAAUAUGCAGACUUAAAGUAGGAAAAUAGCUUUAAUUGUUUAGAACAUGACCUCAUAAGGCUGAACCUGCCUUCCUUUGUACUUGCCCAUCUGUAAUGCAGUUAUUGCAUGUGGCUGCAAGUAGUUGUUGCAGUACUUGAUGCAGCAGUCUUUUACUUGGCUGUUUUUCUUGGCAGUGUUGAUCUGAUACCCAGUGUUUGCACAUUGUGCAAAGACCACCAAUACCUAAUGUUAGAAACUUUGAAGAGUCCAGGCAGGCAUCUUGGUACCACUCUGCAUAUUUAGUACUGGCAGAUCUAUUUUAUUUGCUUGUUUUUGUCUUUGACUUAAAAAGAUAAUUAAUUUUUUAAAAAUGUUAUUAUAUUUGUAAGAGAAAUAGAAGUCUUCCUUUCAGUAUUGUGGUACUAUUGGCUGGGUGAUUAUAGCUGGGGAAGGUAUUGUACAUCUUAGAAAAUCUUACACAUCUCAGUAUUCAAGCUUUAAAAAUAACAGCAGAAGUAACAGAAACUGAACACAGCCAGAAAAAAACAACUUGUUUUCAUUUUGAGAGAGCUAAUAGAGUAAAUAUGGCCUUGCAAAGAAAUAAAUAUGUUUUUUAAAACUAAGGAACAUGCUUAAAACAGAAUAACCUGUAGGUUCUUAGUGUUACUAACCUUUUGAGUGUGUGGUGAAUUUUUGUGGUGAGAAAUUUCUUAGGAGUUUCUGUCAUGUGAUCUGCUUUUUAUUUACUCUGGAGUGCUGAGACUGCUUCAUGCCAAGGAAUUGACUAAAAGUCCCUUGAAAAAUAAAGUUAUGUAUUUUAGUAUGAUAUAUCCUAUGAUAAGGCUUGUUAUCUGUACAACUUGUAAUUGUAUAAAACAAGUCAACUUCCUGGCUAGACUAAAUACAUGAUAACAGAGUUGAGUGGCAAUGUGAUAGUGCUGUUGCUGCUGUGUGAAAAGUCGGGGUGCUCAUCUUUCCUUUACACUCCAACAAGCUUGUAUACCUUGAGCUAAUUCAUUAAUUUUCACAUUGUAUGAGCCCAUGCUGUUUCUUGGGCACCCUACAACAUAACUUGGAAAGCUAAAUGUGCUCUAAGGGACAUGGAUUGUUAUUUUUAUGCUCUUGCCUUCUAUUACAACCAUUAGUUUCUUCAGUCAGGGAAUACUGUCUGCAGACAUGCUGCAUACUGGUAAUUCUGAAAAGGGCUGCUGGACACACUGAAGGUUUAAAUAGGAUAUGAUCUCAUUUUGACCCACUCUUAAGUUGCCAUGGAGGUCUGAUUUGAAAUCUGAGUGGUUAUGUUUUUCUGCUGUGCUUUUUUAAUUCAUUCUCUGUUGGUUUUUAGCAUUCCAUGCAGUUCUGUAGGGUCUCUUCUUGCCAGAUAUUAUAAGUAGGUCUAGGUUGAACUAGUAUUUAUAGAAUGCCUGGAGAACUUUUUUUUUUUUUGUCAGGAGUUGUUGCUGUACUGUAUAAAAGUGUUUAAAGGAUAACAUGAUGUGUGAGAGAAUGUUUUUCAGUGAAAUAAUGAAACGGGAACAGUUGUGGCUGAAGAUACUGCAUUGAUGACUUUGCAAUUCAACUUAACUUCCUCAUGCAUCUUGAAGAGAUGUAUAUUUAUCCUAGUUAGUUUCAAGUUAACAGGAUCAGGAUUGGGUCCCUGUAGUUCUUAAUUUAAAGUUUUGAGUUCACAGUCUGCACUAGAACAAAAAAAGUAUUUUCAGUUUAGGAAAUACUCUUCUGAAUUAAUUUCCACAAACUAUGCAAGCUGCAUUGUUGUUGGUAUCUUUUUUUUUUCCCAAACUUCAGUCUAAUUUUUCUUUAAUUGUUUUAUUCACUUCUUAUUUUUCAGGAGACUUUGAAAAAUCCUUAGUGGUCAUGACAUUGUUACAAGUGACAUAAAUUAGCCAGUGGCUCAGAAUGAUGGAUACCCAGAAGACUACAAAUGAACUGUAAUCCUGUGGAAACAGCUGCACAUGAGUAUUGUCCAGUCUGCAAAGAGAAGGGUCAGAUCCAAGGAUUACGGACUUACCGCCUUAAUUUUCAAGAGUCCAUUUUCCUUUGUGAAAAUCCUCAGUGUAUCUACCCGCUUGGUUAUAAACCAUUAAACAGCAUAAUUACUUCUGCUGGUUCAGAAAAUCAUCAAGCUCCAUCUACUCACAAGAAGAGGAAAUUUGGUAAUAUCAGUGACUUUUCUGCUGUUGAAUCAGAUCCAAAAAAAGCAAGAACUAACAACCUGCUCAAUGUUGAGCACACCAUUAGUGCAGACUCCUUUGUGAAAGGCUGCCAGAAUAGUUUGUGUAUUCCCAAGGCGAGCCUACACAAUGUAUUACAAAAUGACCAGCAAAACCUUGGCAGCCAUGUGGGGUCUUGCAUGCAGAACGUGGGUUUUGAAACAACCACCAAGACCAACAACUACCAAGAAAGUCCACCAAAGACUUCUAGUCCCAAAACACAACUAUUGCCAAAUUCUCAGAAUUUAUCAACAGCAUCUGAAAUUUCACUCAAAGAGGAUAAAGAUUCCACUAAUAACAGAGAUUUGUGUCUUCAGUGGAGAAACAUACGUAAUCUUUGUUGGUUAGAUUGUAUUUUGUCAGCACUGGUACACUUACAAACAUUAAAAUCUGCUCUAGCAGAAGAAUGUAACAAUGGAAAAUGUUUACUCCAGAAACUUAUAACAAAGUAUAAUCAAGCAUCUGCUCUUCUGAAUACCUGUAAAAGGAGUAAAGUAAAAGAUGUUCUUCCAAAAGCAGAAUCUCAGCUCAAUGAAAUCAGAAACGUAAUGUGUACAGAACUUAAGCCUCAGCUGAGGUGUGAAUUGGGUGAUAUGAAGAAUCCAGUGUUUGCACUUCAGCUACUCUUAGAAGUGGAUCAACAAGCUGAGAAACUAUUCUUGCAUUCUUUUUCAUGGAAGUCUGAAUGUGUACAUUGUGGCCACAAAUACCAGGACCGAUUGAAGAAAACAGUAACGACAUUUACAAGUGUAAUCCCUGAUUGGCAUCCGCUCAAUGCUGUUCAUACUGCACCGUGUAUUAAGUGUGGAAAUACAUCUCAAAGACAACAGAUGAUCUUGGAAAAAGUACCCUCAAUAUUAAUGUUACAUUUUGAUGAAGGCUUGCCACGUAACAACCUGGAGAAAUACUCGUUUCGAUUUGAGGAAGACACCUACCAAAUAACAUCUGUUGUUCAGUACCAAACAGAUAAGAAGCACUUCAUAAGCUGGUCAUUGAAUCCUGAUGGAACUUGGCUUGAAUGUGAUGAUUUAAAGGGUCCGUAUUGCAAGAGACAUAAAAGAUUUGAAGUUCCUCCUUCUGAGAUUCAUAUUGUUAUCUGGGAAAAGAAAGCACCCCGUGUGCCACAAGAACUGAAUUCACAGUUCCAAAGUAAAAAUAGUGAAGAUAUUCCUCUUAAUGAUGUACAUUCAAAUUCCACAGUGUUGCAUUGUGGUUUUGAUAACACUGUCGGCAAAACACCUGCAGAACAUCACAAAGAGGAUUCUGUGAGGACUCCAGAGAAGAAACAGCAGCAAGUAACUGAGGACAAAAGUAUUGUUCAUCAUGGUUCAGAAAAUCUGGCAGAUGAUGAUCUUGUAACACUGAUGCUUGAAGAAGUGCUGGUUGACUCAGAAGAUAAAUCGCUGCCUAAUGGAGGGAUGGUGGGAAAUAACCUUCUUGAUGGAUGGGGCACACCAGAACAGCAGGAACCAGCUUUUUCACUUAGCACUCCAUAUGCAGGAGAGUUUUCUGGAACUAGUCUAGCUAUGAACAAUAAAUCCAUGUUGUAUGAAAAUUCCAGUAUUUGCUUACCUCUAGAAGAGUUGAACCCAGUAAAUAUUACUGCUCCUGUGCCCAUAAAACAUGACCCUGAUUCAUCUGACUCAUCACCUUCUCAAUUAAAUGGCAGAGCUAAUUUAGCUAACAGAGAACAUGGAUUAAAUUCAGAACUGCUGCUAAACAAAAAGUUGUUAGCAGUAGAAAAUACUAUACAAAAACCGCAUGACUUGAAAGAUGCAAGCAAAACUGUAGUUAAUUCUCAAAUUGGCAGUUCUUCUGGUGCCAGUAAUUCAGUUCAAUCCUCACACAAAGACCGAAAAGGAGGAUUUGUAGGAAGCUGGGUAAAGAAAUUAAGCAAGAGUACUUCUUUUAUGCCUUCAAGUGCCUCAGCUCUCAAGAAUGACAGAAGUUGCAAAACUCCCUCAGUGCAAAGAAUAAGUGAAGUUCGGCUGCCAGUUAAGGGUGCAAGUAAUUUUGGUGGAUUUCAGAGCAGAGGUACGAAGAAGACAACUGAGACCCCAAAGUUACUGGCUCCUCAGAGUAAUAAUACUCAUCCUUUAUCAAAUUUCAAAGGAUUUUCUCAAAGCACUUGUCUUCCAACAGCAAAUCAUACCACUACUGUAGGUCCAACUGGGGUUAAGUCAGAAAGUAUGUUGUAUACCUCAGGUAAAGUGACUCAGUUCCCCUCACCUGGCUAUAACUCUAGUAAAGCAGAAGAGUCAGACAGUGACAAAACAAAAAAACUUCGCCUAAAAUUGUUAAAAAAACUUAAUGCUAAAAAGAAGAAGUUGGCUUCACUGGAUAGAUUAGCAGUGGAACAGAUGAAACAGGAAAAACCUGUGAGUGGAGACGUGAGCACCCCAUCGCAGACUGAAUCCCAGAAUGACAGUGAAUUAUUGCAGAGCUUCUUAAGGGAGCUGCAGUAUCAGAUUGAUGUCACAGGGAAUGGAUCUGAAUUGAAUGCAAACGCUGUGCCAGGGUGCACUGGCCCUGAUAACACUGAUGAAAUACUGGCAGAAUUACUGUCCCCUACUUCGACUGUCACUUCCUUGGAGGCGCUGAAGAGCGAAGAGGAGUGCAUGUACAUGGAAAUGGUGCACGGCAGCGUGGCAACGACCGUGCCCCAGGAGAGCACCAGUGUGCCACAGGCAGCAGUGACAAGUGAGGACCACAAUUACUACAGUCCUGUAAAGGACACUGCUGCAGAGCUUGAUGCAAUAAACAAACACAGUGUGAAAAAACUUUCUUUUGAAAGUCCUACAAGAGAUGAUAUCCUCGAAGACCUGUUCUCCAUUUCAGCACCAAGCUCAAUGGCUGGUGACAUGGAUUUACCUCAUUUUGAUGAAACUCUGUUUGAAACUUGGUAAAUACUCAGUUUCUUGAGUUUAAGUAUUUUUUCAGUAUUAUGUAUAUUUUGAAACAAAGCACUACUAAAUUUUAUUUUAUAACUGGUUUAAUUGCACACUGGCUGUACUUGAACAAUUUACAUUUGAGAUUUUUUUUUUCUUAAUAUUUUACUGUAACAAGCAAAUCAGGGUUUAAUGUAUUUUAUUCUUCUGAGAUGCAGUUAUUUUAGCUGUCAGAUAUGACAAUGAUUUUUAAGUAAAAGCUCCUGCAAGUCUUAA
Messenger RNA from Haemorhous mexicanus (house finch), 7604 nucleotides. It is a transcript of the gene USPL1, whose product is annotated as ubiquitin specific peptidase like 1. NCBI's taxonomy places the organism in Eukaryota, Metazoa, Chordata, Aves, Passeriformes, Fringillidae. Gene Ontology annotation, cellular component: Cajal body. Gene Ontology annotation, molecular function: SUMO binding. The transcript is spliced from 8 exons. Bases 4152 to 7346 code for a protein of 1064 amino acids. Gene Ontology annotation, biological process: protein desumoylation; Cajal body organization. The record is from RefSeq and is a predicted model, not a curated record.